CAUGUUGCGUCUUGGAUGGAAGAUACCCGUCAGAUUAUUACUAUUAUUAUUAUUAUUAUUGUUAUUAUUUGAUAUUGAAUGACAAUAUGUAUCUACGUGUCUAAAGUAUCGAAAAGAUCAUUUACUUUGAUGUCAUAAAUACUAAAUGUUAUAUCUAUUAGUAUUUUUAGUGCAUUUUUGUAUCGUUCAUGACAUUGAUAGUUAUGUUACCACAAAAAUAUUAUUUUGGUAGAUUGUUCAACAUAUUCGACGUAUAGGUUAAUUAUAUUCUAUUGUGAAUAUCUUCGUGAAGUAUGGAUAACGUGACAGGAAUAAUAUGUGCCAUGUACAAAGGAUUUAUAGACAGUUUAAGAGGAGCCAUUGUUUUAUUUUAUAUGGAUAAACGUAUCAAUGAAAAAUUGUUUAAACAAUCGUCGUCUCGAUCAGAAAUGCAUGGGAAAGACACAACAGCUGUACCUCAUCACCCUAAGCAUUUCAAUCACUUAAGGAAAUCUAAAGUGUUGAAAAGAACAAUUCAAUGUUGUGCAUUAAAUGGUGGUAUAUUUUGGGCCAGCAUAUUAGUUUUUGAAUGCGGUUUACUUCCAUUUCUUAAAUACUUAUUGACAAUUAUAUUUGGACAUUCGCCUGGCAUGGGAAUGACUGUAUGGUCUUGGAUGAAACCGUUUCUGUCAUUGACUUUUGGCACUGUAUGGGUACUACCACUAUUUGUCCUCAGUAGGGGAGUCAACAGUUUAUGGUUUCAGGACAUUGCGGACAGUGCUUAUAGGUAUAGACAAGGAAGGCCAUUACUUUUGUCCAGUGUGAGCAAGCUUGUAGCAGAUACAAUUUUUAGUUUAUUGGUUCAAGCAUUAUUUUUGGGUCAAGGAAUGCUGGUAUCCAGGAUACCAUUACCUCUUGUAGGUGAUAUUCUUGCCCUUAUACACAUGUGCCUUUUAUAUGCUCUCUAUGCUUUUGAGUACAAGUGGUUCAAUAUGGGUUGGGAGUUGCAUAGACGAUUAAGUUUUAUUGAAAAUAAUUGGCCAUAUUUUGUGGGUUUUGGUCUGCCACUAGCAGUACUUACUCAACUGCCAAGUUCAUAUGUAAUAAGUGGCUGUGUCUUUUCUAUACUAUUCCCGUUAUUUAUUGUAAGUGGAAAUGAAGCAGAGCCUGUGACUGGAGUAUGUGAUUCUCCAUUAAAAUUGUUUUCGCCAGUAAUUGCUAUUGCAAAUACUCUUUUCAAUAAAACAAUUAGACCUAUGAAUAGACGGUGACAGAAGAAUCUAUAAUGGAUAAAUUCGUUUGGAGUACUGAAUAUAUAGCAAUAAACUGUUUUUUCAGGUUUUUACAUAA
Molecule: messenger RNA, 1329 nt
Organism: Ceratina calcarata
Lineage: Eukaryota; Metazoa; Arthropoda; Insecta; Hymenoptera; Apidae
Gene: tank
Product: EI24 domain-containing protein tank
Exons: 6
Coding region: 294-1250 (318 amino acids)
Biological process (GO): macroautophagy
Cellular component (GO): endoplasmic reticulum
Source: RefSeq, a predicted model, not a curated record